This is a messenger RNA of Nycticebus coucang (slow loris), 1057 nucleotides long. Its product is annotated as centromere protein Q-like. Lineage: Eukaryota; Metazoa; Chordata; Mammalia; Primates; Lorisidae. Bases 52 to 855 code for a protein of 267 amino acids. The transcript has a single exon. The record is from RefSeq and is a predicted model, not a curated record.
AUUAUCUUGAGCUUGGCUUCCCGAAGGGUUUCUGAGAAAUUAGUGAUCAAGAUGCCUGGUAACCCACAUGUUUCCAAGAAAAAGUCUCAACAGUUAAAAAGAAAUUCAAAAAGGAAAACUGAUGAUGAUGAAGAGUUGUCAGAGAAAAAGGUUAGAAACACAGGAAAAAGAAAUAAAAGUCAUUCAAACCAUCUGUCUUCUGAAGGACAAACAAAGCAUACUAAUAUAAAACAGAUAAAGAUAGCACCCAACAAAAGGAAAACCUGGCAACCACUUUCAAAGAGUAGCAGAGAGCAGUUGCAAACAAUAAUGGAAUCAGUAAUAAUAACAAUUUUGAGCAAUAGUAGUCGAGAAAAAGAAGAAAUACAGUAUCAUCUCAACUUACUGAAAAAAAGAUUGCUACAACUUUGUGAAACCCUGAAAGUCCCUCCUGAAAAGCUGAAGGAUUUAACUCAUGUGUCAAGUCUACUGGAUGUGGAAAGGGCACGGGAGCAAGCUAAUAAAGAAGAUCUGGCAUUAUUGCAGGAAGAAAUAGAAAAAAUGGUAGAGACUGCGGAAUUGAUGACUGAGGAUAUUCAGAGCCUAAAGAACAAAAUUGAAAUUCUGGAAAGUGAGGUAGAAGAGGAAGAGAAGACACUAAAACAAGUGCUUCAAAUGGAUAUUAGUAAUGUACUCUCUCUUCCAGAACUUUCUCAGAAAAGUCUCAAAGCACCCACACUUCAGCAAGAAAUUUUGACACUAAUUCCAAACCAGAAUGCUCUUCUAAAGGACUUGGAUGUUCUUCCUAAUUCCUCCCAGAUUAAGAACAUGUUAACACUCAUUGAAGAAGCCUAUAAGAAACUAGAUGCCACCUGAACAGUUUUUUCUUGGAGUGUCCCAUAUUAAUGUUUAUGAUUUGUGGGGGUUUUUUUGUUUUUUGUUUUUUUCAAUGUUUAUGAUUUCUAAAGCUAUUAACCUAUGGUGAUAUUGCAGAGGCUGAGGCUUCCGUAGGAUUUAUUAUGCCCUGAUAGGCACUUUAAAAUUAGCCUCUGUAGAUCUAUCAUUAAUAUCUAAUGUA